AUGGGUUCCUCCACUUGUUGCACUAGUCGUCAACCUCCUUCCCCCGAUACAGUCUCACCUCGUCCUGUACGGUCGCCAUCUCUUACUCCAAUUAACACUCUGAGGAAGUCUCCAAGAAAAGCAUCGAACUUAAGAAUUGGGGAGCUACAAACGCAAGUCACUACACGGAGCUCAGCUACAAAAAUGGAAGAUACAACAGAAACAAGAGCCGUUUUUGAAGGAGAGCGUUCCCCUGAUAGUGAUAAAGAGAACGAAAUUGUGGUGGUCGAUGAAGGAGAUAGUGACGAUGAUGACGAGGACGAAAGACGACAGGAGGUCAAGCCAAUGCUCAGUUCCAACACACUCAAAUCCGUCAAAAGCCGUUUAAUAAAGACAUUUUCCCGCGAACCUGGAAUCGCAAAAGCCGAUAAAAGAAGAAGUAUAGGGACCAGCCAGGAAGAAUUCGAGCGAAGGAAAGAGCUGAGAAGGAUAAGACAAAAGAGAAUUGAAGAGGAACUAAGCUAUGAUGAUAGAUAUAAUGAGGAUGCUCAGUCUACAAGUACAGUAGAUUGUCCUGCUAUGCGGACCGACAAGGGUCAGAAGAGGCAAUCUGUUCUACCAGAGGACAGUGGUAACUUUCCAAUUUUCAGAAAGCAGAGCUCUUCCUUUGGAUCGGAAGCAGUUAGCAAUGGCAGCAAGAUCUCUCUCUCUACCAGCAAUAAUGAUAACACGAGCAAAAUAUCGCUAUCAGCUACCAAGCUUGAUGAUACCAGCAAAGUAUCCCUUUUAAAAUCAGCAGAUCGAGGAAAGUCUCGAACAUGUUUAGGUCCUGGUGACCCAAACUCCAAUCUUCUCAAACCUGUCAAUACUCCACCACGAAGAUACAGCUCGCCUGGCCCUUGUCCUACGCCCAGCAAGAUUGACUUAUUCCAGCCUGGCAAACACCACCUCAGGAAAAUGGACAGUGAAGCUUCUGCCAUACCUUCAGCACCUCUAAUAGAGGCUCAACGAUUGCCAAAUUUUGCUACCCUUGAUCCAAGCACGGUUUCGAGUUGGCGAUUAUCAUAUACCUCUCAUAAAAGUAAUCGUGGAGCGCAUCUUCGAAGGUUAAGUCAACAAUUUGAGGCUCCAAUUCAAUCAGCGACAGAUGUUGCAAACGUAGGAACUCAAACACUACCACGCUGGCUGAAAACUCAGGGGCUCCGAUCAUCUUCGCAGGCUAUUACUACUUCAGAAGGUAGUACCUCACAAAAAGAGCCAUCUUUUAUGCGUCCACCACGUUCAGAUACUGGAUUUGGUGGGGUUGAUGGCAGCGGAAGCUUUUCAAAUAUGCAUUUGCAGGAUAUGGACAUCUCUAAACAUCUUCUGCAGAGCUCUUGCUCGUCGCCACAACUAGUCAGCUACGAGAAGUAUCAACGUGAAGCCUCCGGAAUUAGUACUGCGACGCAAAGUCGUGCUAGAUAUAUGCGAAACCCAUCGGAAACAAUAUCAAUCCCUUCAUGCCCAUCAAUUGCACUGAGCGAGCUACUCCCACCCAAUUGGGGAAAAUUACCAAAUGAUGGAACAUCUUCAUUUUACCCUACCGUACCCAAUAGCAUCCAGCCUUCGCCAGAAUGUUCACGGUUUGAGCUGUCUCCUUUCAUGUCCACAAGCAGAAGCACUACUACAAUGGUAGAGCCACAAGUAAUUGAUGGGAGUAUUACUCCUCUUCGCUCACCAUUAAUGCCAGCAGCAUUGGGGAGCAACACCCCUACCACAAUCAAUGUAUCUUUAACGAGCCUUCAAGCCCCUUUAAGCAGAUACUCCGCCAAACAAAUUGAUGAGAGCUCACUUUUUGCUUCUGAAACUACUAGUUUUCGAGAACGAGAACUGGAAUUAAGUCACAUACAAGCACGGUUUGCUUCGUCCAGUUUAUGUCGACCUCCAAGUACACCAAUAUCAAGCAAGUUUCGCGAAGAAUUUGACAUUUCACUCACCCCUCAACCUAAAUCUCCCUUUCAGAAGCUUGUCAGGGCUUGCUCGCUGAAAAGAAGUCGUGAUGUUGUGGAAGAGGAUCUAUUACUUGCUCCUCCACCGCAUAGAUCAGGAUUUGGGUAUCGAUUUGCCUCUACUCCCACAACUCUAGGUAGAAGGAGCCCAGCGUGUCAUUCGACACCGACGAAGAAGACUGCAGAAAGACAACGAUCCCUCAUUGUUGAUGAUUCGAUCGAUACUCCAGUGAAAGGUAAAUUCUCUGCAUUUCGCAGAUUCAAGCGCCUAGCUAGUUUGGGUGGGUACGAUGGUCCAGCAGAUGAUCAUCGGAGCAGUAGAGCCGAGUCUGGUCCUGCACGAAGACCAUCUGCUUUGGAUGCUAGGUUAGGCUUGGGCGCCGAGAUGACCGCAAAGGAGGCUCAACGGAAAAUAUCCAUACCUCCUAAUAUACCAUCCAUUAGAUUACCAACUCCUGAGUCUUCAAGUAUCAACACAGCUGACACUCACGAACAUGGUGUUUUGGCUCGCAUGGCCACAUCUAUGCAUGUCCCGACAACGGAACUUCAUAUGCAUGAUACUCUUGCUCGUAUCGGUACUGCCAUACAUAUUGACUUGCCUACACCUCACUUUCCUAAUGCCUCAUCGAUUCUUCAUACCCCCAUGUUGAUAUUACAACUCCUCACCUUCCCAACAUUCCUCAUAUCAACUUUGGAAAAGAAAGGCUCCAAGGCAGCACCUGCAAUCGUUCCAAUUGCUGCACCAAAAUCAAAAGUUCAAAGGACUGGCAAUGAUCCUCAAGGUGGAGUACCACAGUGGAGAGGCCCACGAGCUAGAAACCGCUCCACGACUAGGGAUGAUAAUAGGAGAAGAAUGGACACUAGUCAGGAUGAUUCCGCUGCUGUUUGGAUGAGAGCAGUAAAGGGUGCUGUAUCAGAUAGAUCCAAAGCACGCAAGGACAAUCAAGACGGAGACGAUAUUUUUGGAGAUUGGGAAGCAGAAUUGGCUGGAGUUGCAUCUAAAUCCAAAUACGAAAGCCGAAAAUUUGGCUCGAGAGGUAAACCGAAGAUCCAUCAAAUUGAACAAUUUCCAGAAGCUUGGUGUAGAUUUCCCAGCCACGAAAGAAAUGCCAGGGGGCAUGAAAGUGCGGGUGUAGAGUCGGCUGUUGAAGCAAAGGAUUUUGCUAUUUUGAAACCGGGAAAUGGGGUUUUAGGGAGAUCGGAACAUUCUUAUGGUACAAGGAGGAGAAGAAGGCCAGGUAUGUACACUGAGAAUAGUAGUGAUCCUAGUAAUUCCCAAGGAAUAUCUGAUGAGGAAUUGGAUGCAAUCGAAGCUGCAGAGCCGUUCUAUAAACGGUGGAGUCAGAAAAUCAGAAUUGCUUGGAUGGAUUACAGAAUUGAGGAGGGGCAAAAGAAACAUGCUUUUCAUUCAGGGAGCUUGGGAAGAAGAGGUUCGAUGACUAUGGAUGGAAAAGUACCAUUUCCAGAACUGGAAUUGUUGCCAAUGAGGGCACCCCCUCCGCCAAGUGAGGUGAUAGAUGAUGAAGCGGAUGAUAUUGAGGCGGAAAGAAAGAGAGUAGAAGCGAUUCAGAAAGCUAAAAUUAAACCCCAUUAUGAGGCGGCAGAUUUGACACAGAGUAAGGGAGGUGUAAGUGAUUUGUUGGAUAUUUUUAGUUCAGGACCUGAGGAGCCAGCUGAGCCAAAGAUGCCUGUUAAAAAGAAGGGUCCAAAGGCAAAGAAAGUUAAAGACCCUUAUGCAUUGAAUGAAGAUGAUGACUUGGACGGUGGCGAUGGGGAUAAGGGGGAUGAGGACGAAAUGCCCAAGAAGAAAGGAAAGAAGGUCAAGGAUCCCUAUGCAAUUGAUGAAGAUGAAGAUGAGGAUUUUCGACCAGCCCCAAAAAGGAAGGAAAAAGCGAAGGAUCCAGAUGCAAUUGAUGAAGGUAACAAUGAAGAUAUGCCUCCUGUUUCCAAGAAAAAAGGCAAGGCGAAAGACCCAUAUGCUAUCGAUAAUGAUAUGGAUGGCUCAUCGGAUUUUGGUUCUGGUGAUGAGUUGAGCAAAAUUGAUCAAAUCGUUAUGAAAAAAGUGCUAAGCGAUGAUGAUACGAUCGGUCAUACACGACUCGAAGACUCAGUUAUCAGUUUUCGCGAUCCUGAAUUCUAUCAGGAUUGUUUGGUGAUGCCCAAGGAACCAAGUCCUGUGCACGUUAAAGAAUGUUCUGUGCUAUCUAGUCAUGGAAUUAUCGAAGAAGAAAUCGAGGACCCAUCUAAGAAUGGUACGGGGAUUGGAGUACAAGUUAAAGAGAUUGGUGAGGGGGUUAUUAAGCAGAUUGAGAAAUUUAGAACGUGGAAUGGCAAAGAUUGGGAGAAGGAGAUGGGAGGAUUCUUGAGAAGAAGAGACACGAGUGUAGGAAGGGAUAGCAUGAGAAGCGCGAGAUCGGAAUGGAGUAUGGGAAGUCAGGGAUCAAUAAACACAGUAAGGAGUGUUGGAGUAGAAGUCAAGAGACUGGAGGAUUUGGAGAGGGAAAGGAAGGCUUUGAGAAAGUGCGGUGGUCACUUGACAGGAGGUGUGCCGAGGAAGGCUAGAGGAAAUAGAGGGUGGGAAAAUGAGAGAGGACAUGAAAGGAGCGCUAGUUUAGGGGGAGUUGUGGGAUUUGAGGGAUUAAGUGCCUCGAGUGAGACCAGGGGAAGGAGGUUGACGUUUGGAAGUGGCAGGUAG
Messenger RNA from Botrytis fragariae, 4662 nucleotides. RefSeq lists its product as uncharacterized. The record is from RefSeq and is a predicted model, not a curated record. The coding region runs from base 1 to 4662 and encodes 1553 amino acids. Lineage: Eukaryota; Fungi; Ascomycota; Leotiomycetes; Helotiales; Sclerotiniaceae. The transcript has 4 exons.